Molecule: messenger RNA, 9866 nt
Organism: Synchiropus splendidus (mandarinfish)
Lineage: Eukaryota; Metazoa; Chordata; Actinopteri; Syngnathiformes; Callionymidae
Gene: atm
Product: ATM serine/threonine kinase
Exons: 63
Coding region: 358-9615 (3085 amino acids)
Biological process (GO): DNA repair
Molecular function (GO): protein binding; protein serine/threonine kinase activity
Source: RefSeq, a predicted model, not a curated record
GCACGGAAACGAGAAUGAUGGCGCUCAUUUGAGACGACGUGAUGUCCGAGUCUGUUUUCUUGUGGCAUCGGAGAACGCAGGGACUCGUCGCUGAAAGGCCGCCCAGGUAGUGACGUCACCUUCUUUGCUGUGCGGGGCGGGAGGUUCCUGCGGUGGCCCACAGUCCCGGCGUGACCCCCGUCUGGACGUCAAAGUUGAGCGUUGGGCUCCGCCGCUAACACCUGCAUCUUCCUCUGAAGCAGCAUCUGGAUGGAUGCGGUCGUGUGCUAGUUUGCCAUCUCGCGCUCCUGCGCUGAAGUGACCGCGACCACCGCCUCUGCCACUGACAGGAACGAAGGCCUGAGCCACGGAGCCAACAUGAGUCUAGCUCUUCAUGACCUGAUGGUCUGCUGCAGGGGCCUGGAGAAUGACAAGGCAACAGAGAGGAAGAAAGAAGCAGAACGUUUUAGGCGACUUCUUCGCUCCCCAGAGAUCGUGCAGGAGUUGGACAGGACUUCAGGACCGAAAUCCAAAGCCUCCAAACAGCUGACAUGGGAUGCUGUAUUCAGGUUUCUGCAGCGCUAUAUCCAGAAGGAGACGGAAAACAUGCAGUCGGGGAGAGCCACUGUUGCAGCGACAACUCUGGCCACGCGGCAGAAGAAGAUGGCUGAGAUGUGCAGUUUGGUCAAGUACUUUAUCCGCUAUGCAAACAAACGUGGACCUCGCCUGAAAUGCAGCGAGCUGUUGAAGCAUGUGAUGGAGGUCCUGCAGAACUCUUACACUUGUUCGGCGUACGGGGAGGACUACAGCAGCCUGCUGCUCAAGGACAUCCUGUCACUUCGAAAAUACUGGUGUGACAUCACUCCGCAGCAGUGGAACAGUCUUCUGGAUCUGUACUGCAGCCUUUUCCUCUCUUCGUCCAAAUGCAUCAACCGUGUGUUGGUGAGCAGAGUCAUCCACACUGUGGUGAAGGGCUGCUGCAUGCAAACGGACGGAGCCAGCACCUCCUUAUUUCGCUUCUUCUCUAAAGUGCUGGUCAACGCAAAGCAAGAAAAGCACCUGAGUGUCGUGGAGCAUCUGGUCUCGGCCCUCAACAUCUUCCUGAGGUCAGCAGCCAUGGACAGUCGGAUGAAAGUGUGCAGACUUGGAGAGGAGCUUCUGCUUUCUCUCCUGUUCGUCUGGGCGGAUAUGAGGCCAAGCUCAUCCCUCAAGGAGGAAAUCAUAGAUUUCUUCAAGCUGCAAAUGUGUGUUCACCACCCUGGAGGAGCCAAGACUCAGGACACUGGUGCUUACGCUGAGGACUGGGCCAAGUGGCGCACUCAGCUCUACAGUCUGUACGAAGCUUUAGUGCGAGAAAUCAGUGACAUCGGCAGCCGAGGAAAGUAUGUGACGGGGACGCGGCACAUUGCAGUCAAAGAAAACAUCAUCCAGGUUACAGCUGACAUCUGUCACCAGCUGUUCAGUAACCAAGACGAGACCCAGUUCUUCGAAGUGACGCCAACAACUCCCAGUUCCACUCAGAUUUCCAGUCCAUCUGUCGGCACCGCGUGCAAAAGGCGCCGUGUGGAACUGGGUUGGGAGGUUCUGCUUGAGCACCUGCAGCCCCAGCAGAGUGACUUUGACAUCAUUCCAUGGCUUCAGGUCACUGCUCAGCUCAUCUCCAAGUAUCCAUCCAUGAUACCGGCCCAGGAGUCGGUCAAGCUGCUGUCCAUGCUGCAUCAGCUCCUGGGAGAGCAGCGCAGAGGAGAGAGGGGUCCCUACGUGAUGCGCUGUCUGAUCGUGGUGAGCCGAUGUCAGGCUGCCUCUCCAGAAAAGACUGGGCUCUUCAAGCCGGAGCUGGGGCGACUCUGGGCUCGAGUGUGGACGCUGGCGCUGCGUGGCGUCAGCUCUCCUCACACCGAGGCCCUCAGUCUGGACCUGAUGGCCUCUAUUGCCCGAGGAGGGCUCAUCACCGUGGACAGGGAGUUCUGGAAGCUCUUUGCUGGAUCUGCAUGUAAACCAUCGCAGAAUGCGGCUCUUUGUCUUGCCCAGGCCCUGCUCAAAUGUCCAGUCCCCAAAAGCCUUGAGCCAAGCUGGAGCCUCGUGGGAUCUCUGGAGGGAUUGGGAUCCCUGAACAUCAAAGAGACUCUCGUGGCUUGGCUUCUGAUGUGGGAUCAGAACGAUGAGAUGGAGGACAGUACCAAACCCCACCUGGUGACUUGCAGAGAUUUCACCCACAACCUGGCAGCAAGCAUCCUGGUCUCGCUGACUCUCAAGGACACCAGAGCUGCACUGCAAUUUCUGUUAGGCUCCGAAGACAUUAAUAGGUGUGAUCAUCAGGAAUCUGAUGCCAAAGACGUCCUCGACGAGAUUGAGAAUCUUUACAGGCAUUUUAGCUUCGACACUUUGCCCUCCAGCAUCAACGGCUCUGAGGACCAGGUGAAAAACAUGUCCUCCAAUGGACAAUUUGCAGCCGCCCCCGGCCUCAGAGAAAAGUUGGAGCAGUCUCUUCUCUGUGUGGCCGACCAGCUGCUCAACUGUUACUCUCCAGAUUCUCAGUCCACUCCCCCGGACUGCCUGGUGCGCUGCGUCACCUUGUUCACUGGAGUUCUAGCAGGAUACGUGUCCGCUGGAAUUCUGACUCAGGAGGAGGCCUGUCGCUCUCCGCUCUUCAAUAAAGCCAAGUCCCUGGCCCAGGAGUUGAGUGGAUUUGUUUCCAAUGUGAAAGUUAAAAUCAACGAAGACUCAACUAUGGAGGCGCUGAGCUCCGUUAUGAAGAAAUGUACCUCCGCGGCUGCAAGACUGGACGCUAACCAGGGUAACGUUGCCCUGAUCUCCUCCUGUCUUCUGAUGCUGAUUCUGCCCUCCUGCUUCCUCACUGAGCUGGCUGAGAUCACCAAGCUUCUGGUCAACAGUGCUAAGAAGGUGAGUCUUGUGGAUGAAGAGGACCUCAUGGAGGAUGACUUGGAAACAACCAGGACCCAGCAUGGUACAGACCAUGACCUUUUUGGUGAUGAGGAGGAGUCUCACAGUAGCAAAGCAGUGAUGGAUGAGAAAAAAGCUCCUCAAGCUGCAGCGUCCCCUGGGCCAGGUGCCAGGAGUCUGUUGGCUGGCGACCACCUCGCCCAGCAGGACCGGACGCUCCUCUCCAUUCUGGAGUUCCUGUGCACGUGUGGUUCCGUUCAGGCUGUUCAUGGGCAGCUCUUCAAACCAGUGGAGGUGCGACGGAGACUUCUCCUGCUGGCGGAGCAGGUGGAUCUGAGCAAGGCCCUGCACCUCAAUAUGUAUCUGGUCCUGCUGGAGAAGCUUCCCACCGAAGACUCUCUGACUCCUGAGGAGUUUGACAUGCUGCUAAAGCCUCUUGCGGACCUCUGCUCUCUGUACCGCCAAGACCAAGAGAUCUGCGCUGCUGUCCUGCUGGCUUUGUUGCCUGCCAUCAGAAGUCUGGGCAGAACCCACCACCCCAGGGAGGACAUGAGACACGUGCAAGGGUCGCUGCUCCAAGUGCUGGCCGGAUUCUGCUUCCUGAGCCAGUCGGGAAAAUGUGUGGCUUCGGUGCGCGCUGCUUUAGUGCGAUGUCUCGUCGGCCUACAGGAGGCGGACCCCUGCUCUCAGUGGGCAUCGCUGGACCUGAGAGGCUCUGACUCUGAGGAGAGCAGUCCUGUGUCCAGCAUCCUCCCCUCGCACCUGGCUGAUGCCAGCCACCAGGUGCGCAUGCUGGUGGCCAUGUCGGUGGAGAGGCUGUUCCUGGACCUGAGGCCAGCCGGUGCCGAGCGCAAGAGGAUGCUGCCGCUCAGACAGCAGCAAGCGGCCUUUGAGAACAUCUACCUGAAGGCUCAGGAGGGAAUGAGGCGGCCAAGGGGCGGCGCUGUUGGCGAGGAGCAGGAUGAGAAGUUGAACCGCAAGGCCACGCUGCUGAAGAGCUUGUCCAUGGUGCUGCGCUGCAGCCCCGUCUGUGAGAAGCAGGCGCUCUUCGCUCUGCUGCAGUCGUACAAGGAGAACGACAUCGAGGAGCACCUCAUCAAGAAGGUGCUGUGCAGCGUCUCCAGCACGCUCGGUUACAGAAGCGUCAAAUUGCUCCUCAGCUCUCAUCUGGACUAUCUGGUGGCAGAGUGGCUGUCGCAGAGGCAGUCGGACGACCGCUACACGCUGGGCUCCUUCCCCAUCUCUCUCCUGGACCACAGCACUGUCAGAGACUACUACAACUGCUGCUACCAAGUCCUGGUGCCCCACCUGGUCUUCCUGGAUGACUUUGAUCAGGUGAAGUCCAUCGGGAGGUGUCUGGAGAAGGACUGGAGGGAGCUUUUGGCAGACUGCUUCCCCAAGAUCAUGGUCAACAUCCUGCCCUACUUCGCCCUGCCUGACCAGGACGCCGAUGUGGCUCGGCAGAGAGAGACGGCCCACCGCGUGUACCAGCUGCUCAAAGACGCCGACUGUCUGGGCAAACAGCAAAUCGACAGCCUGAUCCGCAGUCACCUGCCCGACAUCGUGGUGGAGCUGCUGAUGACUCUGUAUGAAGGCGCUGCGGCUGCUGGAGACCUGAAACACUUCAUGGGGGAGCUGGACCCCGCGCCGAACCCUCCACAUUUCAGCUCCCAUGUGAUCACAGCCACCAUGGAGUACCUCAGCAAGUGCCACGGUGCCAACCACAGAUCCCUGGUGGCCAUAUUGUCCAAAACUCCAAUCUCCAUUCAGAGGAUUUUGCUGGCCGUGUGUGAAAAGGCAGCCGAAACCACCAACAGCUACGAGCGCCACCGCAUCCUCAUGAUGUACCACCUCUUUGUGGGGCUGCUGCUCCGAGAGGUGAAGGAUGGUCUGGGAGGAGCCUGGGCCUUUGUUCUGAGGGACGUCAUCUACACACUGAUCCACCAGAUCAACAGCAGGUUGGUUCAAAAGGACGAGGUGUCCAUCAGGAGCCUGUCACUCUGCUGCAGCCUAUUGGACUUGGUGUGUCGCGCGGCGCUGCAGUACUGCGAUGACGCGCUAGACUGCCACCUACAGGUCAUUGUCGGGACUCUGACUGCUCAGGUGACCAGCUGGCCGGCAGCCUCUCGGCAGGUUCUCAGUCUGCUGCACUUCCUCAUCAUUGACAAUCGGGACAAACUGAAGGAAGCCAUCUCUCACCUGGAGGCUUUUCCUGACCUUCCCGAGUUCCAGGAGCUGCGAUCUGUCCAGCACCAGCUCAAGUACAAGCAUCGAGCCUUCACUCUCAGAGAGGAGAUCUCCCACUUCCUCUCAGUGAAGUCUUGCGACUCGCUGCCUUUGACGAGGCUGGAGGGAGUGAAGGAGCUGAGCAGGAAGCUGCAUGAGCACAAGGAUCAGAUCAGAGAGCUGCUGAAGGAGUGUCACGCUGAAUCCACUGACAGCGUCCUGGUCAAGCUGGUUCUCCACCUCCUGCGGCUCUGCAAACUGGCUGUCCACCACCCGGGUGGAGCAGACGUCCUCGAGGCAGCUGGCAGCUGUCUGGGAGAGCUGGGGCCGGUCAACUUCCCCACCAUCGCCUUGCUGCAUGGCAGGGACCCGCUGUACCGGGACGCUGCUUCCCUCUUCACCUCCACGGAGCUGCAGCGUCUCUACAUCAUCCUCAACUGCAUGAACCACGCGCUGACCGACCAGCGGAUUGAGGUGAGACAGGCAGCAGCGCAGUGUCUGAAGAACAUUCUGGCCACGCAGUCGGGCGUGGACUUCUGGGAGCAGCACAAGGACAGCAGAGAUCCCAUGCUGGCCUAUCUUCACCUCUUCAGAAAAGCCAACAAGAAGGUGGCGACUGUUGGUGUGGAGCGUAGUUCAGAAGCUGCAGAGAAGCUGCAGAAUCCUGACUUCUGGAUCCCUAAGGUGGGGGGUCACAGGACUUGGCUCGGCUCUCUGUGCACCACCCUGCUGGACAGUGGAGGGGUCAAGUGUGAGGCUUUACGACUCACCCGACCUUUGUGUCUGGUGAGUGUGGACUGCUGCCAGAGGCUGCUGCCGCUGCUGGUCCACUCCAUCCUGCUGGACGACUCGGAUGGAACCUGGAGGCAGCUUCUCUCCUCUCACAUCCAGGACUUCUUCAGCUUCUGCUCCCGCAGUGCCCGGGCCUCCAGCAGCGCCGCCACCCCCCUCAGUCACCACUCAGAGUCCGACAGUGCCGGCCCCGGCCUGUAUGACACCACUUCUCUGCGCACCAUGCUGACCGUGGUGGACUUCCUCAGGCACCAGCCCAGGGCGUCGCACACUGACGGUGAUUCCUGUGGCACCGUGUGUGAGUCCAACUUCUGGCUGGAGCUCAACUACCUGGAGGUGGCCAAAGCGGCGCAGUCCUGCUCCGCCCACUUCACCGCGCUGCUGUACGCGGAGCUCUACGUGGAUAAGAUCAAAGCAAAUGUGGAGGCCAGCAGCAGAGGGAAGGCCAGGACGUCCCGAAGGAUCAACUUUGAGGAGAGCAGCCAGAACUUCACCAUCUCCAGCCUGACGGAGAGGAGCGUGGAAGACACAAGCAUCAGUCUGCAGGAGCUGCUGAUCGAAGUGUAUCGAAGCAUCGGGGAGCCUGACAGUCUUUAUGGCUGUGGUGGAGAGACCAUGACCAGCCCGCUGACCAGGAUACGAACCUACGAGCAUGAGGCCAUGUGGGGCCGAGCUCUGGUGACCUACGACCUGCAUGCUUCUCUGCCCGAAGUCACCAGACAAGUGGGAAUCGUGGAGGGCCUGCAGAACUUUGGCCUGAGCAGCAUCCUGACCACCUACAUGAGGGGCCUGGAGAGUGCAGGGGAGCAGUGGGGCGCAGAGCUGAGAGAGCUUCGCUUCCAAGCCGCCUGGAGGAACACUCAGUGGGACUGCCACCUGUCGGACAGCUGUCAAACUAGGAGAGAGGAGUCCAAGCCAGGGAUCCACGAGUCGGUGUUCAGUGCGCUGCGAGCCUUGCGGGACCGAGAGCUGUCCGUGUUUGAUGAAGCUGUGAAGCAGGCUCGGAGCGCAGAGGUGGAGCAGCUGUGUCGCGGCCGACUGGAGGCCGUCUCCUCUCUGUACCCAGCCCUCAGGAACCUGCAGAGCAUCAGCCAGCUGGAGAGCAUCAGGCCGCUUUUCUCUGGACCCUUCUCAGGUUCGCUUCUGAUGGAUGUGUGCCGUCAGUGGAAGCAGCACUCACAGCUCCUGGUCGACAGCGACUUCUCCUUGGUGGAGCCCAUCCUGGCUGUCCGCUCUAUCGCCCAAACGACGCUGAUGUCCAAGAUGGUGGACUCAGACGCCGUCCAGUGUCUGAGCUCCGUGUACACCGAGCACCUUCUGGAGCUGUGUCGCGCAGCGCUGAAAGCUGGAAACACUCAACUGGCAGAGCGAGCCGUCUUCCAGAUGAAGACGCAGGAUGGAGGAGGCUCCUGGUCCUCAUCACCCGUGUCACCGUGGCAACUGGAGGAAGUGCGUGUGUUCUGGGCCAAGGGUGAGCAGGGUCUGGCUCUCGGCCUCCUGCGGCAGAUGACGCACCGCUUGGAAGAGAAGGUGGACCUCAACCCCGCUCUGGCUCCGGUCUACACCGAGUGUCUGAGACUAUGUGGUGACUGGCUGGCUGAGACCUGCCUGGAGAGCCCGGGCGUCAUUCUGGAAAAGUACCUGGAGAGGGCAGUGGAGGUGAUCGAGCAGGACUCGGGCAUGCAGGACGGCCAUCUGCAGAGUCAGCGCACCGAGGCCUUCCUGGCCUUGGCCCGCUUCUCAGACGCUCAGUACCAGAGCAUCGACAAGUACAUGAGCUCCUCUGAGUUCGAGAACAAGCAGGCUCUUCUGGAGAAAGCCAAGGAGGAAGUGGAGCUGAUCAGGCAGCGAGAAGUGUCGUCCAACAGGUACACCAUCAAGGUGCAGAGGGAGCUGGAGCUGGACCAGAAGGCUCUGUCCAACCUGCAGGCGGAUCGGCAGCGCUUCCUCUGUAAGGCAGUGGAGAACUACAUCCAGUGCCUGGAGGAAGGCGAGGAGCACGACACCUGUGUGUUUCGUCUGGCGUCGCUGUGGUUGGAAAAUGCUGAUGUGAAGUCUGUCAAUGACCUGAUGAAGAAAGGUGUGAGGAGCAUCCCAUCCUACAAGUUCCUGCCUCUCAUGUAUCAGCUAGCUGCUCGCAUGGGAACCAAGAUGGCCGCCGGCGCCGCUGAAGAUGUGCUCACUGAACUGCUAAGCCGAGCCUCUCUGGAACACCCUCAUCACACACUCUUCAUCAUCUUCGCUCUGGUCAACGCCAACAAAGACGAGAACUUCACCCGCUCGCGUCUGGCCAAGAGCACGUCGUGUCAGACCUCACAGUUUGACCAGGAGCGCUCCGAGGUCGCCCGGAAGAUCAUCCACACGGUCAAGAAGAAAAGAGGCCAGAUGGUCCGCGGCAUGGAGCGUCUGUGUGACGCCUACAUCGCUCUGGCUUACAUGGACGCCAGCCGGCACAAGACGGAGAAGAGGCCCAUUCCCAUCCCUGCUGACCAGCCCAUUGUGAAGAUCAAAGACCUGGAGGAGGUCUCCAUCCCAACCAUGGAGAUCAAGGUAGACCCAUCUGGUUGCUAUGACAACCUGGUGACUCUGAGAGGCUUCGCGCCCCACUAUCACCUGGCAGGUGGGGUCAACCUGCCCAAAAUCAUCGACGCCGUGGGCUCGGACGGCCGGAGCCGGAGGCAGCUGGUCAAGGGCCGAGACGACCUGCGGCAGGACGCGGUGAUGCAGCAGGUCUUCGGCAUGUGCUCCACGCUGCUGCAGCGGAACCUGGACACCCGCAGGAGGAAGCUCAACAUCCGGCGAUACAAGGUGGUGCCUUUCUCGCAGUGCAGUGGCGUCCUGGAGUGGUGCUCCGGCACCGUCCCCAUCGGGGAGUUCCUGGUGGACGCCAAUAAAGGAGCCCAUAAAAGGUUCCGCCCCCAAGACCUGUCCAGCUUCGCCUGCCGCAAGAAGAUGAUGGAGGCCCAGAGGCUCGGCUUUGACGCGAAGCUGCAGAGCUACCUGGAGGUCUGCAGGGACUUCAAACCCGUCUUCAGAUAUUUCUGCAUGGAGAGGUUUCUGGAUCCAGCGGUGUGGAUGGAGAAGCGGCUGGCCUACACUCGCAGCGUGGCCACCUCCUCCAUCGUGGGCUACAUCGUGGGCCUGGGUGACCGUCACAUCCACAACAUUCUCAUCGAUGAGCAGACGGCGGAGCUGGUGCACAUCGAUCUAGGUGUGGCCUUCGAGCAGGGAAAGAUCCUGCCCACCCCGGAGACGGUUCCCUUCAGGCUCUCCCGAGACAUCGUGGACGGGAUGGGCGUCACUGGAGUGGAGGGAGUUUUUCGGCAGUGCUGUGAGAAAACCAUGGAGGUGAUGAGGAGCUCCCAGGAAGCCCUCCUCACCAUCGUGGAGGUGCUGCUCUAUGACCCUCUGUUCGACUGGACCAUGAACCCCUUGAAGGCCUUUCACCUGCAGCACGACGAGCAGCAGGAGCUCAACGCCACGCUCAGCUCCACCAUGGGGGGAGAGGAGCUGGGGAACCCUCGGAAAUCCAGCGACACGCAGAGCUUCAACAAGGUGGCGGAGCGCGUGCUGCUGCGGCUGCAGGAGAAGCUGAAGGGUGUGGAAGCCGGGACGGUGCUGAGCGUGGGAGGGCAGGUCAACCUCCUCAUCCAGCAGGCCAUGGACCCCAAGAACCUCAGCAGACUCUUCCCGGGCUGGCAGGCCUGGGUGUAGCGCCGUGAGGACUCUUGUCAGGUCGCGACGCAGGCCUCGGAAUGUUUGGCUUUGAAACCGCCAUCACCAAUAGUGAUGGGUUUGCUGCUUGAUGCUGUUGUGGGGAACAUGGUGCUGUGAACGUACAGUAGCUGCCUGCCUCCCUCCAUCGUUCUUCAACACUCUGAAUAAAUAAAGUUCAGGGGGACUCAGCUGACCCCACGCUCCUCCGUCACUCAUUAACUGCAGUAGAAUCCUUUCCUUUCAUCCUC